CUGAGGAGGGAACUGCAGAAACCAUUGAAGGGCUAUUGAAAGUAGGUGUGCUUGAGCCUUCACAGUCAUUUUGGAACACACCUAUCUUGCCAGUGGAGAAGCACGGGACAGGGAAAUACAGGAUGGCACAUGACCUGAGGGCCAUUAAUGCCAUACUGCGCACUGACACUGUGCCUGUGCCAAACCCAUACACGGCUUUAACCGCCAUCUCAUGGGACCAAAAGUGGUUUACAUGUAUUGAUCUUGCUAAUGCUUUCUUUUGUCUCCCCUUACAUGAGUCACUGAGGGACAUCUUUUCAUUCACAUACAGAGGCCAGAAAUACAGAUACACACGCCUGCCACAAGGCUUUGCACUGUCCCCAGGCAUUUUCAAUCAGGUGCUGAAAGAUGCAUUGUCACCAUGUCACCUGCCUGAAGGCUGUACACUAAUACAGUAUGUUGAUGAUCUUCUCAUUGCAGCCAAGUCAGCAUCAGCCUGCACGGCAGCCUCGCUCGUGGUACUGAACCGAUUGGCAGAAUGUGGAUUCAAAGUAAGUAAAGAAAAACUGCAGUUGGUCCGACCAGAAGUAACGUUUCUGGGCCGUGUAAUCGCACACAGGUCGGUGGGCUUGAUGAACACACACAGAGACCAGAUUUUGACACAUCCUAAACCAAGAACUGUCAAGGAGCUCCUUUCUUUCCUUGGCUUGACAGGUUACAGCAGACAGUUCAUUCCUAACUAUGCAGGCAAAACGGCCCCUUUAAGGGACCUGAUAAAAAAGGUGGGCGUUCGAAACCUUAAGGCUGAAUUGCCCUGGACGCCAGCCACAGAAACAGCGUUCAUUUCACUGAAACAAGAUCUGUCAAGGGCCACAGACCUUGCCACGCCCAACUAUGACGAACCAUUCUACCUUGAUGUUUCUGAAACAAGUGGGGUUGUAAAUGGGGUGUUGUUUCAGAAAAAAGGAGGAGGUAGAGAUGUGCUUAUGUAUGUUAGCAUAAGAUUAAACCCAACAGAGGCCAGGCAUCCCACAUGCACACAACACGCAGCUGGGGUAGCAAAAAUCAUCCAGAAAACAGCACAUGUAGUGAGAGAACAUCCACUUAAAGUGCUCACCACACAUAGUGUAGUAGCAUACGUGAACUCACAAGCCUUCACCAUGACACCACUGACACAACAGAGGUUGAGCAAAGUCCUAGACGCUCCAAACCUGACAUUCACACAUGAAGGGAUCAACAUGGCAGAUCUGAUGGGGUCAGGGGAACCACACGACUGUGCCAAAAAAGCUGAAGCUGAAGAAAAGGUCAGAGAAGACCUGAAAGCGGAGCCCAUCCCCGGAGCUGAAGACUGGUUUACAGAUGGCUGCUGUCACCGUGAUGAAGAAGGACUGAAAGCAGGCUACGCUGUGGUUUGCAGAAGAGGACAACACUAUGAAGUGAAAGAAGCUGGAAGAAUCGAGGGCCAACAGUCAGCACAGAGAGCUGAAGUAAUAGCUCUGACUCGAGCCCUCAGACUGGCCAAGGACAUGAAGGUGAACAUUUACACUGAUUCAGCUUAUGCGUUUGGAGCAGCUCACGUGGAACUUGCUCAAUGGAAGAGAGCAGGUUUCAGAACAGCAACUAACGCCCCAAUAUGCCAUAAGAAGGAAAUGGAAGAACUGGAAGAAGCUCUGAAUGACCCAGGCGAGGUAAGUAUCAUAAAAUGCAAAGGACACUCUCAGGAAAACACAAUGGUGGCCAAAGGGAACCAGAAAGCAGAUGAAGCCGCAAAAGAAGCUGCAGGCUACAAAGGACGAAGGCAAAUGGUGGAGGUCACUGCGGAGGAGGAACCAAGCAUCGAUGUGUUAGAGGAAGCCAGACAGGCUCAGGAAGAAGCCACCCAGGAGGAAAAGGAGGUGUGGGAGAACCGAGGAGCCCGGAAAGAAAGAGGUCUGUGGCGAGGACCCCACGGGCGACCGGUUCUGACAGCUAAGCUGGCUGAAAAGAAAGUAAGCGAGGCGCACGGACUUGGCCAUGUAGGAGUGACACAGAUGGAGAGAAACUUGUGUCACUGGUGGCACCCGGAUCUGAGAAACAUGAUAAAGGAGAGAGCCCGAACCUGUCUAAUUUGCGGGGCACACAAUCCAAAGCCAGUGGUGAAGCCAGAAACAGGUAAGUUCCUCAUGCCAGAGAGGCCCGGAGAAGAAAUCGUGAUUGACUUCACCGACAUGAUCGAUCCGGGACCGGGAGGAGUCAGGUAUUUGUUGGUGUGUGUGGAUGCUCUGACCGGAUGGCCAGAGGCGUGGGCGACUAAAAGAGAGGACGCGAGAAGCGUAAUUAAAUGUCUGAUCAACCACUACAUACCUAGGCAUGGGUUCCCCAAGAGAAUUAGGUCAGAUAAUGGAACCCAUUUCAGGAAUCAAGAUCUGGCAGAGGUGGAGAAAAUGUUGGGAGUCCAGCAUAAGUUUGGGACAGUGUAUCAUCCGCAGUCCCAGGGGAAAGUAGAAAGAAUGAACCUAAAUUUGAAGAAUAAGUUAGCUAAAAUCUGCGCGCAGACAGGGUUAAACUGGGUUGCAGCCCUGCCGAUUGCUUUGAUGACCAUAAGAUGCUCUGUUAACCAAUCCACAGGUUUCACGCCUUACAAGCUGCUGACAGGACGGCAGUUUCCGGCGCCCUGGACAGUGGUCCCGGUGGAGCAGCCCAGAAAAAGUAACAGGUCUCAUGCUGAAUAUUUUAAUGAGUUGAAAGCUCUUGUGUCCAGUUUCACAAAACAGGUUACCUCUGGAAGACCCACAGCAGGAGGGGAGGUCCCAGACGCAAAAGCAGUGUGGCUGAAAGUCAUCAAGCGGAAGUGGAAAGAGCCUCGCUGGACAGGUCCGUACGAGGUAACCGCCCGGACGAACACAGCGGUCCGACUGAAAGGGAAAGGCGACACCUGGUUCCACUGGAUGCAGUGUGCUGCAGCAGACGAGAGCUUGGUACAAGACAAUCCAGCUAUACCAGACACAGGUGCCAACGUGCAGAGGCAGAAUAAAUCCUCUCACCUGUGCAACGGGCCGAACAGUAGUCUACCUGGGAGGCCGAAGCAAGAAGAACAGCCAAGGAGGAGAUCCCCGCGCCAACACAAAGGAGGAUUUUGGUCACCUGUGGAUGCUGUCUCAUUCCUUGUGCCAGAGGAUUGUUGGAAAAGGUAAUCACGAGGGCAGUAGAUCCCGGGGCAGUGACCCCGGUGUCUAUGAUGCCAUUGAUGGACAUAGAAAUGACUGAGUGGGCUGAGGAGUGACACAGCACCCGGUAUGGUGACCUCUUGUGGUCAAGAGGUCAAAAGGAGGAAUUGUGGAAUUAAAGAAAUUGUUUUACUGCUACAAUAUAUCUCAUAGCAUUAGCAUCGCAUUAAAAGCAUCACAUAGGGUUUUAAGACGGCAGGGAGACAUUUAAUACACUGACACCAUAUUAACCUUUAGCACAGGUGCAGUGAUAACCAUUUUUAUAUUGUUAUAUCCUUAUACACACGUUGCAGUUUUGUGCUUAUAAAGAGCUGAAGCUCCCCCAGGUAAUUAAAGGUCACGAGCUUCGUUCGGCGAUAGGUCUGGACGAUCCAUUGGAGGAAAUGCCAGGGAGCUUAAGAAAGAUCACAUACAUGCUUACAAAACACAUAUAUAUCACAUAACCUAGAGACAGGCCUGAAUAGAGGCCUGAAUGUAUUCAGCAAACAUGUUCCAUUUGAGUCUGCCUAGUAACAGAUGACGAGAAGGAGAGAUCCAGCCCAUGGGGACCCAGAGGCCUGAGACUAUCGCCUUAUUUGGAAGAAGAUACCAGAAAGAGGAACUCUUGUGUCUGCAUUAUUUCUAAAAAUUGAUCAAUGUUCUUAAGAUGCAAAUUAUGUGCUUGUAAACGCAUGAGGGGGCGUCAUAAUACCCUGACAUUAUAAAAGCAAAUUGAAAUGUAUUUUUGGUGAAGAUCCUUGCUGAUGUGUGCAGUAAUUAUCUUCCCGCGCGUAUGCUUAAAUAAAAUCAUUGUUCUGACCCAACCCUUCUGGACUGUUCUAGUUUUGUAUCUCCCCUCAAUUCUGAACCCUUAACAACAACCAAGUCCUGCAGUGGUACAUCUGAGUAAAAAAAACUCAUAAAAUAUGUAUGUGGGGUAGUCAGGUUGUUAGUUUUUAACUGCUGCAAAUCGGCAACGCCUGCCUUGAGAGUGUUAACAGACC
Messenger RNA from Oreochromis niloticus (Nile tilapia), 4168 nucleotides. RefSeq lists its product as uncharacterized. Gene Ontology annotation, biological process: DNA integration. Gene Ontology annotation, molecular function: nucleic acid binding; RNA-DNA hybrid ribonuclease activity. The record is from RefSeq and is a predicted model, not a curated record. NCBI's taxonomy places the organism in Eukaryota, Metazoa, Chordata, Actinopteri, Cichliformes, Cichlidae. The coding region runs from base 123 to 3152 and encodes 1009 amino acids. The transcript is spliced from 2 exons.